AUGGAAGAAUCAAUCAGCCCAGUAUUAAGAAGACUUCGCAAUAAACCAGAAGCACCUCGUAUUGAUUUUAGUUUAUUCACACAAGACGAUGGUACAGUUGUUAGUACUAAGGAUCGUGUAAUAAAAGAUGUACCUGCACCUGCUGUUACUUUACCUACAGAUGAUGAAUUUUGGAGCAAAGAAAGACCUGGAUUACCUGACAUUAAGUUUUUGAAAGAUCAUUUUUAUAGAGAAGGAAGAUUGACAGAAGAGCAAGCAUUAUAUAUUCUUGAAAAAGGUACUGAAAUUCUCAAGACGGAGCCUAAUCUAUUAGAAGUAGGUGCACCUAUUACAGUUUGUGGUGAUAUUCAUGGUCAAUAUUAUGACCUUAUGAAAUUAUUUGAAGUUGGAGGUGAUCCUGCUAGUACAACUUAUCUCUUUUUAGGUGAUUAUGUUGAUCGAGGUUAUUUUUCAAUUGAGUGCGUAUUAUAUUUGUGGUCACUUAAAAUGUGGUAUCCAAAUAGUUUCUUUUUGCUACGGGGUAAUCAUGAGUGCAGGCACUUGACUGAUUAUUUCACUUUCAAAAUUGAAUGUCGUCACAAGUAUACUGAGAGAGUCUAUGAGGCAUGUUUGAAUUCUUUUUGUGCAUUACCAUUAGCUGCUAUUAUGAACAGACAAUUUCUAUGUAUACAUGGAGGCCUUUCACCUGAAUUACAAACACUAGACGAUUUAAAAAAAAUUGAUCGUUUUCGUGAACCACCUACACAUGGUCUUAUGUGUGACCUUCUUUGGUCAGAUCCACUUGAGGAAUUUGGACAAGAAAAAACAAAUGAAUUGUUUGUUCAUAAUCAUGUAAGAGGAUGCUCCUAUUUCUUUAGUUAUCACGCUGCUUGUCAGUUUUUAGAGAGAAAUAAUUUAUUAUCUAUUAUUCGAGCUCACGAAGCACAAGAUGCUGGGCAUGUUUCAUUCAUAGAUAUGCUUCUAUUCAGAUAUCGUAUGUAUCGAAAGAGUAAAACAACAUCAUUUCCUUCAGUCAUGACUAUUUUUUCUGCCCCUAACUAUCUUGAUCUAUACAACAAUAAAGCAGCUGUGCUAAAAUAUGAAAAUAAUGUCAUGAAUAUUCGACAAUUCAAUUGUACACCUCAUCCAUACUGGUUACCCAAUUUCAUGGAUGUCUUUUCUUGGAGUUUGCCAUUUGUUGGUGAAAAAAUUACUGAUAUGUUAAUUGCUGUACUUAAUGUAUGCAGUAAAGAGGAACUCGCAGAUGAAGAUAAAUUAUUAGAAAAUAAAUCAAAUAAUACGUUGGAUGAGUCUGAACAACGUAGGAUCGUUAUUCGCAAUAAGAUUAUGGCAGUUGGUAAAAUGUCUCGUGUCUUUUCUGUUCUACGUGAAAACUCUGAACGUGUAAUGGAAUUAAAAUCUUUGUCACCUACUGGUAAAUUACCUUUAGGAACAUUAGCUUUAGGUGUAGAAGGAUUAAAAUCAGCCAUUACAACUUUUGAAGAAGCUAAACGAUCUGAUCUUGAAAACGAACGUUUGCCACCUACACGUGAAACAAGAGAUCAAAUUUUAAGGGAACAAACAGAUUAUAAAAUCCGUACAGCGGUUAAUGAAGAAGAUGAAGAAAUGAAAGAUGCAGUCCAUGCUUUUGAUUAA
Messenger RNA from Cokeromyces recurvatus, 1635 nucleotides. Its product is annotated as serine/threonine-protein phosphatase 2B catalytic subunit A1. Gene Ontology annotation, cellular component: calcineurin complex; cytoplasm. The transcript has 9 exons. Gene Ontology annotation, biological process: fungal-type cell wall organization; calcineurin-mediated signaling. Lineage: Eukaryota; Fungi; Mucoromycota; Mucoromycetes; Mucorales; Mucoraceae. Gene Ontology annotation, molecular function: calmodulin binding; calmodulin-dependent protein phosphatase activity. The record is from RefSeq and is a predicted model, not a curated record. Bases 1 to 1635 code for a protein of 544 amino acids.